Messenger RNA from Gadus morhua (Atlantic cod), 3702 nucleotides. It is a transcript of the gene ppp1r12c, whose product is annotated as protein phosphatase 1, regulatory subunit 12C. Gene Ontology annotation, biological process: signal transduction. Gene Ontology annotation, molecular function: phosphatase regulator activity; protein kinase binding; enzyme inhibitor activity. The coding region runs from base 117 to 2300 and encodes 727 amino acids. Lineage: Eukaryota; Metazoa; Chordata; Actinopteri; Gadiformes; Gadidae. The transcript has 20 exons. The record is from RefSeq and is a predicted model, not a curated record. Gene Ontology annotation, cellular component: cytoplasm.
GGGCUUCACACCCAGUGCGAGAACUAGGAAGUGGAAGUGUACACAUGGAGGGUGUGUCUUUUCCUACCUCUAAUUCUUUUAUUUGAAAAAAAAAGUCCUCUGUGGAUGGAUAAAUAAUGGGGGACUCUGCGAAGGAUAAACGACGGGAACAGCUGAAGCGCUGGGCCGGUUCCUGCACGGACAAGGAGCCCGCGGUGCCCCGGAGGAGGUGGCGGGGGAACGUCGACCCAGAGGCCGUAAACAACGACCAGCCGAGGGACCCAUCCCGCGAUGGAGAUGGAGAUGAUGGAAAUUGCACGACCAAAGGGGAGAUCCUCGACCAAGGAACCGGUCCUCUACUUAAACGAAGGGGUCGGGUGAGGUUCGACCGGGCGGCGGAGUUCCUGGCGGCGUGUGCAAGCGGGGACACGGACGAGGCCCGGGAGAUGCUGAAGGAGGCCGGGGAGACGACCGGCAAGGACGCGGAAGACCUAGCGGCCAUCAUCAACUGCUCCAACGCAGACGGCAUCACCGCGCUCCAUCAGGCUUGUAUCGACGGCAGUAUGGAGAUGGUGUCGUUCCUGCUGGCCCAAGGCGCACACGUGGACCAGGUGGACAGCGAGGGCUGGACCCCGCUGCACGUCGCCGCGUCCGGGGAGCACAUAGAGAUAACCGAUUUUCUCUUGCAGAGAGGCGCGUCUUUGUCUGCUGUCAACUGUGACGGGGACGUCCCUCUGGACAUCGCCGUGGACGAGGCGACCGAGUCCCUCCUCCAGGAACACACUCGCAGUCAGGGCGUGGACCUGGAGGCGGCCAAGCGGCUGGAGGAGGAGCAGAUCAUGCUGGACGCCCGCAGCUGGCUGACGGAGGGGCUGCCCCGGGACACCCGCCACCCCCGCACCGGGGCCACGCCCCUCCACGUGGCCGCCGCCAAGGGCUACCUGGAGGCCAUCAAGCUGCUGUGCCAGUGCGGUCUGGACGUGUCGGCCAUCGACUGCGACGGCUGGACGCCGCUCCACGCGGCGGCGCACUGGGGCCAGGCCGAGGCCUGCUGCAUCCUGGCCGAGCAACUCUGCAACAUGGACGCCCAUAGCAACGGGGGCCAGACGCCGUUCGACGUGGCGGACGAGAGCGUGGAGGCCCUCCUGACGGAGCUGUCCCAGAAACAGGCCAACUGGCGCAGUGAGCGGUCGCUCCUGGAGAGACAGAACCCACCGGGAACGAACCCGGUCAACGCCAACAACAAACGCCGCAGGAGCUCCGUGUGCCGAAUGAGCAGCAAGGACAAGAUCAUAGUAGCCGACCAGUCCAAGGAGAGGGGCAUCUCCGGGGGUCACGAACUCAGCGAGGAGCGCGAAAGCAGCCCCGAGAGCUCCCCUGUGCCCACUCCGGACAGCGAGAGCGUCACAGAGUCCACGGUCAGCCCUGGAGAUAGGAGCGUGGAGGACAAGGAGGACGAGGAGGACGACAAGGCCCUCCGCACGGCCCGGGUGGCCCCCACCUCCCAGUGGCGUGACGGCGGCGGCGGCGGCGGCGGUGGCGGCGGCGGCGGCGGUGCCGACAACAGCCCCUCCACUCUGAGCGCCGACCGGCGCAAGUUCCAGGCGCCGGUCCGGGACGAGGAGUCCGAGUCCCAGAGGAAGGCGCGCUCGCGCCUCAUGCGGCAGUCGCGACGCUCCACGCAGGGAGUGACGCUCACCGACCUGAAGGAGGCCGAGAAGAGCUCGGGCAAGGCCCCCGAUGCCCCCCCCCCCUCCGCCCGCAGCGUGCUCCCCGUCAGCCCCAUCGUCACCCUCACCCCCGCAGAGAGAGACACGGACCCACCGAGGGACGUGGAGGGCGAGUCCCGGCUGGGGGUCAAGGACAAGCGGAGAACCAGGAGGGAGAGGCGCUCCACCGGGAUCGGGCGUCUGGGUCUGGAGGACGAAGAGGAUGAUGACGCAAGCACAGCCAGGACAGAUGAGACACACAGCAACAGCACCUCCAGUGAUCCUCAACCAGACAACUCUUCACUGGACUACAAACUGCUUUACCGGGGGGUACUGCGGGAGAACGUCACGCUGAAAGACAAGCUGCAGGAGACGGAGCUGCUGCUGAGCCAGAACAAAGUGGAGCUGGAGAGACUGCGACAGAGCCAAGAGAGCAGCAUGCUGCGACCCGCGCUGCUGGAGCUCGAGCGCUUCGAGAAGUUGGCACUUCAGAGGAAAGCAGUGGAGUUGGAAGAUGAGCUCAAGGUGCUGGUGGACCUCCGGUCGGACAACCAGCGGCUGAAGGACGAGAACGCCGCUCUCAUCCGGGUCAUCAGCAAGCUCUCCAAAUGAGGCUCGGCAGAACCGGGCGGAACCCGGCGGCCAACAGGAAAAACAAAAAGUGUUAACCGGCCUCUCCCCCGCGCCCCCCCCCCCCGCGCCCGUCUCACGCGCCCGUCUCACGCGUCACAGGGCAGAGGGACGGGGUCCGGGGGGCGUCCGGCGGCGCGUGACGUUAGACGUAGAGAGCGGGCGAUCCUCGCGGGGCGGCCCGUCGACGCUAUACUUUCAGUGUUUGGUUGGUUUGUGUUGCCUGUGGCUGGGACUGUUUUGGCAUAUCUACUGUACGACGAGCUGAGCGCCGCCUCCUCGCCUGCGACCCGGCAGAGCGCUGACCAGUGGUUCUGCUUCAAGUCCACCGCCCUUUUUUUAAUUGUGUUUUUUUUUUUGUAUUAUUAUUUUAAAAACAAGACUAUUUUGAUGUGCCCUUUGCUCUUGUUGCUAUAUUUUUAAGAUAUACAGUCAUUGAAAAAGAGAGAAAGAAGACCUACUUUAAGCCAUGUACAGAGAUGUCUCUCGAAAGCGAUCGUCUUCAAGGAACGUUCCGGAAAGUGUGUGCGGGUUCGGGGUGUGCGUGUUGGACCGGGUGUGUGUGUGGAUGACUUAGAAAUGAUUUUAUUGUGCCAAAAACAAACCCUAUUUUUCCUGUUGAGUUUGUUGUUGCUAUUAGGUGCAGAGGGGGGAGGGGGGGGGGGGAGGGAGGGAGGGAGGGGGGGGGGGGGGGGGGAUGCGCGUGCUUUCUUCUCAGGACUAGUGUCGGGAACGUGCUCUGGACUUGAGCUGACUACUGUAAAGAUGGACCAAACUGUAUUUUUGCAUGUUGACCUCCUCUCUGCUCCUGUGAAUGUGUAUCUAUGUUGUAUUUUUUAUGUAUAGGGUCCCUCCUCGCACAUAGCCAGUGGAACAGUGCUCUCUUUUUGUACUACAACAGGAAAAACAUGGAUAGGGGGGGGGGGGUGUUGGCGAAGCAGACGUGGUUCAUUUUCCAUUCAACCAAUUCAGGGAUUCGAUUUUUUCUUGCUCUUUUUCUCUGCUAGCAUCGGUCGGCAGGACUCCAGCCCGGAUACAACAACCCCUGUUUACAAAAAAAAUAAAAAGCAAGCACCACAUUCAACAUAUUGUAAAUGCCUACAUUUCCUUACAUACACUAGCUCAACUGUACAUGACGUCGUGCAUCUUUGAAUUGGUUUAAUAGAAAGUGACUGGACCUGUUCACCAGAAGGUGGGCUUCAUGCAGACAGUAGUGGGCCAAGUCUUGUGAAUGUUUACUGCAGUUUCUAAAAAAAGGACAACGUAAGUGCAUGCCAAAUUGUAUUUUGAUGAUGUGCCUUUCUCUAUUAAAUUUGUAAUUAAUAUUUCUAUUUUGCUUUGGGUAAAAAAUGUAAAAUAUAAAUACAGUAUGGCCAUUAACAAA